UAAUAAGUCGUCUUGCCUCCAUGUGUUGGGUGUUGAGGUAUAUGCCACAGAAUAUGAGUCCUCCAAGCAAUAAGCCAGGAGUAGCAGCUUUGCACAGCGCUGUUUCGUCGUCGCGUUAUAAGUUGGGAGAUAGCAAAUAUCUGUGAUCCCUGUUCUUCCUAUUAAGUUCAUAGUGGUGUCUCAUCCUCCAUUCCAUAUCCUCGAAUCCAAUGUUUUAAUCGAAGAAACUUUGGUCUGGAGCAGGGGAAUUAUCCAAGAUCACGAAGACAACGAGCGCAAGAAGGUAGCAGUGUUUUAGUCAUCUCAUUCAUUCAUUCCACUUGCCUUUAAUUCGAAUCGUUCUUCAUUCACUCGGCCAUUCGCUCGCUCGCUCGCCUUCCUGGAGUCUUUUCAUUCACAUUCAUAUCAUUGAUUCCAUCCAUGCUUUGGUAGCUCGAGAGUAAAUGUAGCAAAAGCGCGAGCGAGAGAGAGCGAGGUGAGCGUAGCUUUCUUCGUUCCCAGAAAAACAAAAGAGAAAUCAGGGUGCUCGCCUUUAUGGAGUUGUUCUUUUUGUUUGGUCCAACGUAGAAGCAAAGAGCUCCAGACACAAAGCUCGGUGUUCUUGGUUGGGUUUUGUUCUCUCAUCCCUCGAAAGGCGACAAUUCCUUGAUCUAUUCUAAGAUGGGCUUCCUGGUUCUUCGCAUUUCCCUCUAGAUCGAAGGAUAGAUACUUCUUUCUCAAAGGGCAAAGCAGCACAGAACAAUGCCAGCCCCUUGGAAGAGCUGGACCAAAUCUCUGUCGUGCAAGAGCAACAGGGACGAGCAAGUUCACAGCCCAAUCUCGAUCUCGGCGGUCUCAUCGUCCUCCACCUCCAAGAUCAAGCCCUUCCGCAGCACUUGCUCCAGAUCUCUUUCCAAUCUCAAGGACGUGAUCCACGGCAACACCAAGGUCGUCCACAAAUCCGCCUCCUGCAGCCCCGCGGCGAUCUCCUCCCACACCAACGCCAAGAACGAUCCCCUCCUCGACGCCAAAUCGCUCUUUUGGAACCCGCCCUCCUCGGAGCUCGUCUCUGCGGCAAAUGCCCGGCUGCGGCAUUCACAGUCUACCGAGGGAUCGCGCCCACCAAAUCUCAAACACCCAAGUCCAGCGCUUCCAAAGAACACGAUGAGCUCCUCCCGGAGAUUUGGAGGCGGGUGCCACGGUUGCAACGUGGCGGACGAGGCGUUUGGCGCGAUCAUCUCGCGAGAUCCAUCGUCGCGCUCGUCGCUGUGCCGCUACCCCUACCCCUCCUGCCAGAGAUGCGGCGAGAGCUUCGCCAAGUUUGAGGCGCUCGAGCAACACCACGCCACCAAGCACGCCGUGACGGAGCUAGGCCGCGGGGACUCGUCCAAGAACAUCGUGGAGAUCAUCUUCCGGACGAGCUGGCUCAAGAAGAGGGACGAAGGAAUUCCGGAAGCAUCGCCCAAGAUCGAGCGCGUCCUCAAGGUGAACAACACCCAUCGCACCAUCUCGCGAUUCGAGGAGUACCGCGACGCUGUCAAAUCCCGCGCGAGCUCGCUGCCCAAGAAACACGCACGGUGCAUCGCGGAUGGGAACGAGCUCCUGCGAUUCCACGCCGCCACAUUGGAAUGCAGCCUGGGCGCGCACGGAUCCUCGUCGAUCUGCGCCUCCCCGGCUUGCAGCGCGUGCCGGAUCAUCAAGUCGGGCUUCCGGGGGAGCGGCGGUGGAGGAUCGAUGAUCCACACCACCGCCACCAGCGGCAGAGCUCACGAUUCGCUCCAAACAAAGGAGCGAUUGGAUCUAUCAGACGAGGAUGAUCUCCACGCGAUGCUCGUGUGCCGAGUGAUCGCGGGGAGGAUGCACAAGGGAUUUGGCGGCGACGCGGUGGUCCCGAGUGGGUUCGACUCCAUCGCCGGAGAGAUGGGGCCGUUCUCGAAUGUGGACGACCUGUACGUGACGAGCUCCAGGGCCGUGCUCCCGUGCUUCGUCGUUGUCUAUCGCUGGAAGUAGCGAUACUAGCCUAGUGGCGACGCACCAAAACCUUUGUACAUACCACUCAAGAACCCUGAAACGCGUUUUCGUUUGAGAU
Messenger RNA from Selaginella moellendorffii, 2068 nucleotides. RefSeq lists its product as uncharacterized. Lineage: Eukaryota; Viridiplantae; Streptophyta; Lycopodiopsida; Selaginellales; Selaginellaceae. The transcript is spliced from 2 exons. The record is from RefSeq and is a predicted model, not a curated record. The coding region runs from base 742 to 1989 and encodes 415 amino acids.